GGAUUUGAGCAGGUGCUCCUCACCGCACCAUCAAAAUAAUCAGGUCCUAAACCGCUCCUCCUAAUUCCAUCCAUAUGUCUUUUAAGCUGCAUCUUAUCAAAUAGGUUCAUCAUCACCCUUCUGAUUCUAUAAAUUUCCAGCAGUUCCGCUUUUACCACAGAAGGCUCUUCCCAAAUAAUCAACUUAUUGGCAUCCCCCCCUUCUACCAACUACAUUCCACACAGAAAGUACAGAUUGGUAAAUCUCUCGGUUUUGCACAAUAUUGGGCCACCAUGCCGGGCGCAUCACGGAUUCCAAUCAAAAUCUUGUUAUCGCAGCUCAGCAAACGCGCUGGCGGGGAAAGCAGGGUGGAGGACAAUGACGAUGGCAAAAGUCCGGUAGCCAUAGUGGGACUUGCCGUAGCUGUCCUUACUUUACUUGUGGGGAUUGUGUCUCUUCGGAGCUCACGAUUCCGUCUCUGGGUGUCCCAUUUAUUACACUGGAGCUUCAUCAAAGUAUGCCCCUCCCUCCCGUUCCCUCCUCGGACACAUCUUAAAUAUCCAUUCUUGCUCUUACAAUUCUAAACAGAAAACCCUCGGAAUCACUCCUCCGGAUCAUACACCCACAGUUAUUACAGCCAAAGAGGGCUCAAGAACCAUUCCAGUUGCCGAAAUUCAUAUGCCUAGCCCUGUCUUCAUUUACAAUAAUUAUUCCAACGCCCCUCUUAUUGGCACGAAUUCCGGUAUCUUUUCGUGCAGCCAUAGUUGGACCGCCGGAGAAGCUGGUACGGUGUCGCAAGCGGUGGAACUACUGGGGCCCGGUGGCCGCCGGCCGGUUUCCACGGAGAUAGAGGCUUU
Molecule: messenger RNA, 836 nt
Organism: Tuber aestivum (summer truffle)
Lineage: Eukaryota; Fungi; Ascomycota; Pezizomycetes; Pezizales; Tuberaceae
Source: the annotation of a GenBank genome assembly